Molecule: messenger RNA, 2280 nt
Organism: Magnolia sinica
Lineage: Eukaryota; Viridiplantae; Streptophyta; Magnoliopsida; Magnoliales; Magnoliaceae
Product: zinc finger CCCH domain-containing protein 62-like
Exons: 9
Coding region: 415-2175 (586 amino acids)
Source: RefSeq, a predicted model, not a curated record
GGUGGUGAUUUCUGGGUUAUGCUUCAUCCACGACAUGCCCUACGAUUUGGAUGGUCUGGAUGGAGAUGAGCCAAUACUAUUUUCCGUAGAAGAUGGCGAACUAGCAGCGUACACAGGCCCUAGAAUGGAUCUACACCGACCGAUAAAUGGAGACCGAGGAGGGAGGGACACAUGGUUCGAAACCCUGGACUUCCAUCAUGUCUCGACUCACGUGAUGUAGUCGUGAAGGAAAGAAGGUUGAUUUGAAGAGGGAAAGAGAUUCGUUUGGGUAGAUGGAAAGAAUUAUAAGGGAGGAAACGUGGAAUUCCCCAAGGAGAGGGCAGAAACGCUCAUUUUCCUUCCAUUAAUAGACAGCGGAGAGGGAAUUCGCCGCCGCUGCAUCUCACUGUCGCGCAAUAUCUCUCCUACUUUCACAUGCCUGAGAGAAAAGGAAAGGCCGUUUUCGUCUCUCUCUCUUCUUCCGAAGAAGAAGGUGAAGACGAAGAAGAAGAAGAAGAAGAAGAAUCCGAAGGUGAUCAUGUUGAUGAUUCUGAUUAUGACGAGGAUGAUGAUGAAGACGAUGAAGAUGAAGGCGAUGAUGAUGAAGAUGAACGUGAUGACGAUGACGGAGAUGAAGAAGAAGAUGUGAUUAGCAUUUCAUCCGGUGAGGAUGUGACCGAUGAAGAAGCUGAUCGUGAAUCCGUUGACGAUGAUUCAGAGGCCAUGCCUGGGGAUGAAGCUAAUUGCAACAGAAUCAUACAGCUCCUACAAGGUUCUGUAGGAGGGCAUGAUCUUAAUAUACUAAAACUGGAAGAGUGCAAAGCAUACCUGCGGAAACAUGGUCUGAGAUUAACAGGGACCAAAUCUAUUUGUAUACAGAGAAUUCAGGAGCAUUGGAGGAUAAAAGAUGGAAAUGGUGAGAAACUAUAUCCAAGGUCGUCCUUUGUUAUUAACUGUAGAGGUGAUGUCUGCAAUGGUGAUACUGUUCUGUUCACGCAGAGGGUUUACAGGAAGUUUGAUGUAGUUACAAGGGGCAGUAAUCCAAUAGGAAAGCGGACAAUUGCCGGGAGGGUUGUGAAGGAAAGCUAUGGUGCAGCCAAGCAGCAACAUACUUUCACUGUAGAAAUACUGUGGAGCAAAGGAGUCAAGACAUUGCCACCAUUAUUUCCUUUGCUCGUGAAGGGUCGUAACCUCUACAGAUUGAAGACCUUCCGACAGCGUUGGAAUGAUGAAGCAGAGAGAUUAAAAGUUUUGGCUGAGAAGCACAAAAGAGGAGCAGCAGCAAGGCGAAUCAGAGCAAUCAAGAAAGCAGGAUCUGCGAACGGAGGUUCUAACCUCAAGAGACAUUCCCGUAAAACAAGUGCACCUCCAAAACGGCAGAAAAACCAAGCAGAGCACUCCACAAAAUCGCAGAAACAUGACGCCUGUCGUGGCGAUGGUCCCUCAUCAGGAAAAACAAAGGCAAAGAGAAAUUCAAAGGCAAGACCUCCGGAGUCAUCAGGUUCCAAGCGCAAGAGACAUCCUGGAAACACAAGAACACCUAACAAGAGACAGAGAAACCAGGAGACCGAGCCUGCCACUGGAACACAGAAACGCUACAUCAAACAUGGCAAGGCUCCACCAUCGGUACUAGGGGAGACAGAGAAGAGACUAGCAAAGCCAAGAGCUGUCGAAGAGUCGGCUGGGCAUUUGCAGCACAUCUAUCAUGGGAAUGGGUUUUCUGCACCUCAACCCAUAGUCCAAAAUGGCCCUCUCCACAAUCAUUACCACGCACAAAUGCAAUUUCAUCACAGGGAUGUACCGACUACAUUUGCAACCGGCCGAGGGAUGCAUCCUUUCUCCAACUAUGAGUUGGGUUCCACUUCAACUGCAGCACAAGUGUGUCCAAACCGACUAACAGCUGUGCCAACACAUUAUCCAGUAUUCAGUGGCAUUAAUCAUUUCUCUGAUGCCUACAUGAAAUCCAGCUCUUGGUUUGAUCCUAGGAGCUCAAGCUGCCUGCAGACACAAGUUGAUGUUGACAGACAGUUACAUACCGUGCCACGGGGAGUGCAGGCAAAUAUACAUAAGAGCGGGCCAUUACCUUGCCUUACACCAGGGUGUAAAGAUCUAGGUGCGAAAAGCUGUGUUGGUUCUUUUUGUUGGACAUGUUGCAGAAGGACAGGGCGGAGAUGCCAAAGGCACAAACUCCCUUGAGUAUAUACGGAAGAAAAUGCUCUCAAUUUCUCGUUUUAUUUCUACUGAAGAAUGGCAGUGAGAUCCUUAAAAAAGUAUGAUUACAACAUGGCUCAAGGUUUUGGU